Molecule: messenger RNA, 780 nt
Organism: Stegodyphus dumicola
Lineage: Eukaryota; Metazoa; Arthropoda; Arachnida; Araneae; Eresidae
Source: RefSeq, a predicted model, not a curated record
UAGUUUGGAAAGCCAUCAAUAGAUGGCGCUACGAGUUAAAAUUUAACAUUGUAAUCUUAUUUCUGCAAAAAUUCACGAAGUAAUUGAUUUUGAUAUCAGUUAUAAAUCAUAUUUUUUUCUAAAUAAUAUUUAGAAGCGUUUCAUAUAUUCCUUUAUACACAGUUUUCACUAAACAUUGUCAGCUGUCAGCAGAAUGACGUUUACGGCAACCCUAUUGCAUUGCUAUUCCGCACUCGUUUUGUUUACAUUUAUUUGUACUGUGGUCAGUUUGCAAAAAAUAUGCGAAAAUAUCAAGGACGACCGAAAAAACAUCCUGGUUUUAAUAAAAGAUCCAGAAUUCAGCGUAAACGUCGAGCUCAAGAAAAAAAUAUGAAAUUAAAUUCCCGAGAUGUGGAAGAUUCCGAACAAGCGGAUGUUUUCGAAAGGUCAGAAAUUAUUGAUACAACUGCAUCUGUGUCAAAGGAGAAUCAUUGCCCGGAUGAUUUUUUUACAAAGUCCGGAAGUGAAAAAUUUGACUUUUCUACGCCAGAAGUUACAGCUAAUGUUCCUAAGACAAACCAGGCUUUCCUGAGUUCUGAUCUGGACAUUUCAGUUAUUGACUCUGACGUAGAAGGUAGAAAUACAAGCUCUCUUUUGGGGUGAAAAUUUUGUGCAUGAUUUGGCUUUCAUUGAGACGUCUCUGGGUCAGGAGUUACUAAGGAAGAGAAACUUACAUGCAGGUUGAAGCAUGCAGUGUCAAAUGUAUAAGGAAUAUAAAAGAUGCUGUAUAUUAGUAUAAGU